Molecule: messenger RNA, 1383 nt
Organism: Suncus etruscus (white-toothed pygmy shrew)
Lineage: Eukaryota; Metazoa; Chordata; Mammalia; Eulipotyphla; Soricidae
Product: zinc finger protein 501-like
Exons: 6
Coding region: 1-1383 (460 amino acids)
Biological process (GO): regulation of transcription by RNA polymerase II
Cellular component (GO): PcG protein complex; transcription regulator complex
Molecular function (GO): DNA-binding transcription factor activity, RNA polymerase II-specific; RNA polymerase II cis-regulatory region sequence-specific DNA binding
Source: RefSeq, a predicted model, not a curated record
AUGCCCUGCCAGAAUCGUGAUGGGAAUGAGGACUCAGGGGUCAUCUAUUCAAUUGGGAAUCAGGAUGAAGAGAGCGUCCGUAUUAUGGGGACCCAGGCUUUUGGGCACAGUGCUCCCGAUUCUAUUAUGCCCAGUAACUGGACACAGACCUCCAUAGAUUCCUCUGAUACUAAGCGAGGUGGAUUCAGUCUGAGACAACUGUCACACCAGAAUGAUCCAAAGGAAGUCUGGACAGGAAGCAAAUGUCAUCUAUGUCCCAAGAAUGGCAAGUCCUUCACGUACUCUUUGUCCCACACUGAACACAUGAAAAUUCUUAAAGGAGAGAAGUCUUAUAUGUGUCAGGAGUGUGGAAAGUACUUCACUCAAUCUUCAAAGCUUAUUAGACACAUUAAAAUUCAUACAGGAGAGAAGCCUUAUUCAUGUCAGGAGUGUGGAAAGGCAUUUGCUCAAUCCUCAAACCUUAACAAACACAUGAAAGUUCAUACAGGAGAGAAGCCUUAUUCAUGUCAGGAGUGUGGAAAGGCAUUUACUCAAUCCUCAAAACUUUCUGUUCACAUGAGAAUUCAUACCGGAGAGAAGCCUUAUUCAUGUCAGGAGUGUGGAAAGGCAUUUGCUCAAUCCUCAAAACUUUCUGAUCACAUGAAAACUCAUACAGGAGAGAAGCCUUAUUCAUGUCAGGAGUGUGGAAAGGCAUUUGCAACAUCCUCAAAUCUUAACAUACACAUUAAAAUUCAUACAGGAGAGAAGCCUUAUUCAUGUCAGGAGUGUGGAAAGGCAUUUGCUCAAUCCUCAACCCUUAACAAACACAUGAAAAUUCAUACAGGAGAGAAGCCUUAUUUAUGUCAGCAGUGUGGAAAGGCAUUUGCUCGAUCCUCAAACCUUUCUGAUCACAUAAAAAUUCAUACAGGAGAGAAGCCUUAUUCAUGUCAGGAGUGUGGAAAGGCUUUUGGUGAAUCCUCAAGCCUUAACAGGCACAUGAAAAUUCAUACAGGAGAGAAGCUAUAUUCAUGUUCGGACUGUGGAAAGGCAUUGCUUUAUCCUCAUACCUUAAUACACACGAAAAUUUACACAAGGGUCCAACCAUUUUUGUCCGCCUGCUUCAGUCUCAUCUUUGGGCCGUCUUCUGAACUGCUUCCCUGGGUCUUGGGGUCCCCGCCGGAGUGGGGGUUCCUGGAGGAACGAUUUUCCUCUCUGGCCUGCAAGCAGCUGGCUGCUCUGAGCGCUCUUGAGUGGAGGCCCUGGGUCUGGCCAGGCCUGCAGCAGUGCAGGUCCCUACACUUAGGCCAGAAGUGGAUCUUCCCCAGUAAUUCUGGUGGACAAACCUCACUGCUCACCUAUCUGGCCUAUGGGGACAUGGGCCUGGGUCAGAUUCCCCUUUCCUGA